AUGAGUACGUAUAAAGAUAAUAAUAAUCAUAAUAAUCAUAUUAGUAACAUGAAUACAAUAGAUCAAAAAAAAUUUUUGGACGAAUGUAUUUUUGUUGUAAAAGAACAAAGCUUCUAUAUGAAGCAAGCACUGGAAAAUGGCUCACUUAGAGAUACACUAAAAUAUGCCUCCAAUAUGUUGUGUGAACUAAGGACGUCUCACCUAUCCCCCAAAUAUUAUUAUGAAUUGUACAUGCUAAUAUUCAACGAACUACAACAUUUAGAUAACUUUAUUAGCGACAAGAAGAAGCAUAAGAAGAAAUUUAUCGACAUAUAUGAGAGCGUACAACAUGCCGGAAAUAUUAUUCCACGUUUAUAUUUAUUAAUUAUAGUUGGUAGGAAUUAUAUAAAGAAUAAAGAUAUAAAAGCAAAGUAUAUAUUAAAAGAUAUGACUGAAUUAUGUAAAGGUGUACAGCAUCCAUUAAGAGGAUUAUUUUUGAGAUAUUUUUUAAUACAAAUGUGUAAGGAUAGGAUACCAGAUACAGGUAGUGAAUACGAAGAAGCGGGAGGAGGAGAUAUUAAUGAUGCUUUUGAAUUUUUAUUAACAAAUUUUUAUGAAAGUUUAAAAUUAUGGAGUCGUAUGAAUGAUAAAGUUCUUAAGGUAGCAAACAUGAUACAAGAUGAUAAUACUGUGAAUAGUAAAAUAAAAAUAUUAAAAGAAAAGAUGGAUGUAAAAAUGUUAGUUGGAUCUAUAUUAGUAAGAAUGUCUCAAUUAGAAGGAAUGACGAAACAAUAUUAUAUUGAAAAUUGUCUACCUAAAAUAUUAUUAUAUUUAUCUAAUAUUAAUGAUUCUUUAAUACAACAAUAUAUUUUUGAAUCCAUAGUACAAGUAUUCAGUGAUGAAUGUCAUAUAUAUAGUUUAGAAAUAUUAUUAAAUGCUAUAUUAAAAAUGAACACUAGUUUAGAUUUUAAAAGUAUACUUAUUACAUUAUUGAAGAGAUUAAGAUCAUUUAUUGAAGCUAAUAAUAAAUGUGAUUUACCCAAAGAUAUUGAUAUAUUUAAUUUGUUUUAUGAUCACUUGGUAGUGUAUGUCAAUAGAACCUUGGAUACCUAUACCAAGGUUAAUUAUAACGAUUCGAUUAAUAGGUCUCCUAAUGAGGAUCACCAUGGAUAUACCCAUAACGACCUUUCCAAAGGGAAGGCAAAGGAUAUAAUAAAUAAUAAUGAUAAUAAUAAUGAUGGUGAUGAUAAUAAUAAUAAUAAUAAUAAAAAUAAUAAUAACAACAAUAAUAACAACAAUAAUAAUAAUAACAACAAUAAUAAUAAUAAUAACAAUAAUAAUAACAAGAACAAUAAUAAUAACAAUAAUAAUAAUAAUUAUUAUUAUAAUAAUCAUAAUGAAGAUAGAUAUAACAUAUCCAAAGGAAGUGUACAAAAUGGACACAUCAAAAUUGAAAAUAUGAACCAAACUAAUAAUGAUCUUAAUAAUAAUAUUAUUAAUAAUAUGGGACAUAUUAAUAAUAAUGAUCUUAAUAAAAAUAAUACAGGCAAAAAUUGUACCAUUGUAAAUACAGACGAGUUUGUAAAUAAUGUCGUAAAAAUGCUGCAAGUUAUAUACGAGUUUAUAUUUUUAUGUAUACGUAUAUAUGAUGAUGAUAUUAUUAUUAGUAAAUUAUUUGCAUUACCAUAUACAAUUGUUUCAAAUGUAAAUAUGAAUAAUGAUACAAUAUGUGAAGAGAUUAUUAGUAUUAUUGUACUUCCAUUUAAUUAUUUAGGGUUAAGUGCUUUAAAUGCAAGAAAUAUGCAAACCUUAUUAAAUAGUAUAACAGAAAAACAUAAAAAAAAAUUAAGCUUAGAUAUUAUUGAUGCUAUUAUAGAAUGUAAAAAAAAAUAUAUAACAUAUGAAGAUGUAGAAAAAAUAUUGAAAUAUAUUUCUUAUAUUUUUCAUGAAAAAGAGAAAAAAAAUAAAAACAAUGAUGAAGAUAUAUUUAAUUUAGAAAAUAAUAAUUCUGCAUAUACAUGUGAAAAAAUAUGUAAAUUCUUUCAUAUUAUUACCAAUACAAAAAAUAUUGAAGAAAAAUAUAAUAUAUGUAUGUUAUUUUAUAAAUAUAUUUCGAAUAGUACCUAUUUAGUACAUUUAUUACCAACUAUUAUAUUUACACUUCUUCAUGUUGUAACCCAGAUAACCAAACUAGGUCAAGAAGAUCAUUUCAAUCAAAAUGAUGAUAAAAACAACAAUAUGAAUACUAUUGACACUAUUAAUAGUAAUAAUAAUAAUGAUAAUGAUAAUGAUAAUAAUAAUAAUAAUAAUAGCAAUAAUAAUAGUAAUAAUCAUAGCAAUAGUAAUAGCAAUAAUAAUCAUACUAUGGAUAAUGAAAAAAAAGAAGAUUUUAUUAAUUCUUCCGAUUCAUAUAAUAUUUAUCCAAAUGAUAAUGAUAAACAAAAUUUAAAUAAUUAUUUACAUAAUAAUCAAAAUAAUUUUGCACUAGAUGAAAAAAAAAUUAAUCAAUAUAAUAUGUAUGUCAAAAAUAUAUUCAAAUUUAUUCAUACCAAUUUAUUAACAGUAGCUAGCCAAAUGCCUAUUGUAACAUUCAAAUUAUUUUUAUAUAGUGCUAUUGUUGUAAAUAAUUAUAAUAGUUUUGUACAAACUCAUGAAUUUUUAACGUUUGAUAAUUUAGAAGCAAUUUGUUAUGAAUUCAUUACACAACCUUUAAUUAUUUAUGAAGAAGAUAUUAAUAUAUCAGCUCAACAAUUUGAUUGUAUUGUAUGGAUUGUAGGUAUAUUAUGUACACAUAUUAAUCUUCUCGAUAAUGAAAACUAUAAUAAUAUUGCUCUGAAAUUAACACAACAUGCUAAUAAAUUAUUAAAAAAAAAAGAUCAAUGUAUUGGGGUAUUAAAAUGCUCCCAUUUAUACUGGGAAAAUAAAAAAUACAGAAAUAACAACAAAGUUAUCGAAUGUUUACAGAAAAGUAUAAAAAAUGCAGAAAUUGCUAUCCAAUCAAAUACUGAUAAUAUAAUACUAUUUACAUAUAUGUUAGACAAAUAUCUAUAUUAUUAUGAGGCACAAAAUAUAGACGUCUCAGAGGAAACAUUACAUUAUUUAAUAGAUAUAUGCCAAGAUUAUUACAAUAAAACUAAUGAUGACACAAACUUUAAACAAGAAUACAAAAAAGUUAUUAAAUAUGUACAUGACAAACAAAAAAAUUCAAAUGUAUUUCAAAAAAUUAAUAUAGAUACAUCCAUAUUAAGAUCAUAA
Molecule: messenger RNA, 3234 nt
Organism: Plasmodium reichenowi
Lineage: Eukaryota; Apicomplexa; Aconoidasida; Haemosporida; Plasmodiidae
Product: vacuolar protein sorting-associated protein 35, putative
Exons: 2
Coding region: 1-3234 (1077 amino acids)
Biological process (GO): retrograde transport, endosome to Golgi; intracellular protein transport
Cellular component (GO): late endosome; retromer, cargo-selective complex; retromer complex
Source: RefSeq, a predicted model, not a curated record